Anopheles bellator is the source of this 441-nucleotide messenger RNA. RefSeq names its product shematrin-like protein 2. The record is from RefSeq and is a predicted model, not a curated record. The coding region runs from base 1 to 441 and encodes 146 amino acids. The transcript has a single exon. NCBI's taxonomy places the organism in Eukaryota, Metazoa, Arthropoda, Insecta, Diptera, Culicidae.
AUGUCGGGACAAGUGUGCGUGUUGUUGCUGCUGGUGAUGACCACCGUUGGGAUCUCGCUAGCCAUCCCGAUCCAGAACUCUGGCGCUGGUGCCGGGCUCGAGAAACAACUCCAGCCGACAAGGCUGGAAGCGGUGGACAGCGUGGUGUUGCCAGCUGUGGCCAGUGACGCGGAAGUUGAUCGCAAUAAGCGACAGCUAGGCUUCGGUGGUAUCGGCUUCGGUCUGGAACUGUUCGGUGGUGGCUUCGGCGGGGGUUACGGUGGUGGUUACGGUGGUGGACCCUUCGGAGGAGGUUACGGUGGUGGACCCUAUGGAGGCUUCGGCGGACCCUAUGGAGGCUUCGGAGGACCCUACGGAGGCUUCGGUGGACCAUACGGUGGAUACUCAAACGGCUAUGAAUACGGCUAUGGAUCGGGAUACAGCAACGGGUUCUUCGGUUAA